AUGCAUUUCCUUGAGCAACUAACCGCUGUUAGCAGCGACAGUAAGGCUUUGAACGCUCUUUUAUGGGCUUUGUUAGCAACUGGUGUUGUCAAAGCCACAACUUUGUUUUUGACAGUCACAUCCCUUCUUUUUGAUCUACUUGUAUUUCCUUCUGUGUCAUACAAGAAGUAUGGGCCUGAAAAGGGAUCUUAUGCGUUAAUUACAGGUGCCUCCGAUGGAAUUGGUAAGGAGUUUGCUGUUCAAUUGGCAGAACGUGGUUUUAAUCUACUUUUGGUCUCGAGAACCCAUUCCAAGUUGAAGGCCCUUCAAGAAAUGAUAAUUGAAAAACAUAAGGUGGAUGUUGAAAUCCUGGCACUUAAUAUUUCCGAAGACUCGAGUGCUAACUAUGCUGCAAUCAAGAGCCUCUGCGACAAUGUGCCUGUCACUGUGCUGGUUAAUAAUGUUGGUGUAUCUCACUCUAUUCCAGUUCCCUUUUUGGAAACCGAGGAACAAGAAUUAAGAAACAUCAUAGCCGUCAACAACACUGCCACUCUAAUGAUUACCCAAACCGUUGCCCCCCUCAUUAUCUCCAACACUAAAAAGUUACAAUGCAGAGGUUUGAUUUUGACGAUGGGUUCCUUUGGUGGUUUGGCUCCUUCUCCAUUGUUGGCUACUUAUUCGGGCUCAAAAGCUUUCCUACAACAAUGGUCCUCUGCACUUGCCGGUGAACUUUCUAAAGAUAACAUCGAUGUCCAAUUCAUCAUAUCCUACCUCGUCACAUCUGCCAUGUCCAAGAUUAGAAAAACAAGCCUAUUGAUUCCUAACCCUCAGCAGUUUGUUCGCGCUACUCUCCAAAAUGUGGGAAGACGUGUAGGCUCGCAGGACAGAUACGCCACCACUACCCCAUACUGGUCCCAUGCCCUAUACCAUAUGUUUAUCGAAAACACCGUGGGUGUCUACUCAAGGCUUGUAAACGCCAUCAACUACAGAAUCCACACAGAUAUUAGGAGGAGAGCCCUCAGAAAGGCCGCCAAACUGGCUGCUACAAAGCAGGAAUAA
This is a messenger RNA of Eremothecium cymbalariae DBVPG#7215, 1038 nucleotides long. RefSeq names its product ketoreductase (gene IFA38). Bases 1 to 1038 code for a protein of 345 amino acids. Gene Ontology annotation, cellular component: endoplasmic reticulum. The record is from RefSeq and is a predicted model, not a curated record. The transcript has a single exon. Gene Ontology annotation, molecular function: ketoreductase activity. Gene Ontology annotation, biological process: fatty acid elongation. Lineage: Eukaryota; Fungi; Ascomycota; Saccharomycetes; Saccharomycetales; Saccharomycetaceae.